AUGUCAUCGCGCAAUGUUUAUGGUGAUCGGAUGCAGCAGCAGCAGCCAGAACAACAACAAGGCAGCGCGUUGGUAAAUGAAGAAGAAUUAGCAAGUAAAACACUUCAUAUACAAUCGAAACGUUUUUAUUUGGAUGUUAAACAAAAUCGACGUGGUCGAUUUUUAAAAAUUGCUGAAGUAAGUUCCGGUGGUCGUAAAAGUCGUAUCUUAAUGUCAAUGAAUGUUGCACGUGAAUUACGCGAUCGUUUACAAGCAUUUGAUGAACAUAUUCAUACAUUAAAUGGACAAUCAAUUGAUAGUGAUGAACAACUUCGAUCAGCUAUUAUAUCACGUGAUGACAGAAAAUAUUAUCUUGAUUUACGAGAAAAUGAACGUGGAGUAUUUCUACGAAUUUCUAUGGUUGGAAUAAAUACACCUCGAUCACAAAUUGCAAUACCAGCAGAAGGUGUACAAGAAUUAAGAGAAUCUUUAAUAGAUUUAAUUGAAGAAUUUGGAGCUGAAGAUGAUCGAGAUAGUAUCGAAUCAUUACCUGCAAUAGAAUUGCCUGAACCACCUAGUAAUAAAUAUGUUCAUGUUGGAAAUAAAAAUUUCUAUUUUGAUGUUGGUUCAAAUAAUCGUGGUGUAUUUUUACGUAUAUCAGAAGUUCGUUCUAAUUUUCGAUCAGCUAUAACAAUACCAGAAAAAGUCUGGCCUUUGUUUCGAGAUAAUAUUAAAGAUUUUAUUGAUAUUAUGGAUAAUCAACGUAAUAACCCUGGUGAAAAAUCAUCUAGUCCGCCAAGCGGAAACUAA
Messenger RNA from Adineta steineri, 789 nucleotides. Lineage: Eukaryota; Metazoa; Rotifera; Eurotatoria; Adinetida; Adinetidae. The record is from the annotation of a GenBank genome assembly.